AUGGAGUCGUUUAAAGAGAAAGAAGGCUAUUUGGCUUCAGAAUUGCUGGAAGCUGAGAAAAAUGCGUUGGCAGAGUUUAAGGAGAUGGUGAGAGAGGCUUUGAACAAGCGUGAAUUCACCUCUCCUCCGCCAUCUCCGGCCAAGGAAGAAAAUGUCGAGAAGAAGAAAACAGAGGAAGUCAAAACAGAGGAAAAGAAAACAGAGGAAGUCAAAACAGAGGAAAAGAAAACAGAGGAAAUAUCUAUUGUAGCUGAAACCAAACCGGAAGAGAAACCCGCCGCUUCUGCUCCGGUUGAGAUCAAUCCGGCUGCUCCUGCGGCCGCAGAGACCAAGAAGGAAGAUAAACCCGUCGCUCCUACUCCGGUAGAGACAAAACCGGCUGCUCCUAUUGUCAUAGAGACAAAGAAGGAAGAGAAUUCCACCGAUCCUGCUCCAGUUGAGACCAAACCGGCUGCACCGGUCACCACAGAAACCAAGAAGGAAGAAGAGCAAGAAGCAGUGGUAACAACCGAGAAAGCUGAUCAAGAAGAAGGAACCAAAACCAUCGAAGCAAUCCAAGAAUCGAUCGUCUCCACCAACACCCUUCCAGAGACAGCAGCUAAACCCAUAGAGCAGCCAGAAGAAGUCUCAAUCUGGGGGAUUCCACUUCUCAAGGACGAUAGAUCCGACAACAAGGAGAUGUUCUCGGACAAAGAGAAGCUGGACAAGUUCCUCAAAUGGAGGAUUCAGUUCCAAGAAAAGUGUGUGAGGUCUCUUGACUUUAGCCCCGAAGCUAAGUCGUCUUUUGUCUUCGUUAGUGACUUCAGGAACGCUCCAGGGCUCGGUAAGAGAGCAUUGUGGCAGUUUAUUAGACGCGCCGUUAAGCUGUUCGAAGAUAACUAUCCUGAGUUUGUAGCUAAAGAGCUGUUUAUUAAUGUCCCAUGGUGGUACAUUCCUUACUACAAAACAUUCGGGAGUAUCGUUACAUCGGCAAAGACAAGGAGCAAAAUGGUCCUUGUUGGUCCAUCCAAAUCCGCUGAAACCAUUUUCAAAUACGUAGCUCCUGAAGUAGUCCCGGUUAAGUACGGUGGACUCAGCAAACAAAGUCCAUUCACCGUUAAAGAUGGAGUUACAGGAGCCGUCGUUAAAUCCUUCGCUAAACAUACCAUUGAAUUGCCUGCUUCCGAGGGUUGCACGCUCUCGUGGGAGCUUAGGGUUUUGGGUGAGAACGUGAACUAUGGAGCUCAAUUUGAGCCAACCAACGAGGCAAGCUACACCAUGAUCGUCUCUAAGAACCGGAAAAUUGGUUUAACUGAUGAACCUGUCGUAACCGAUUCUUUCAAGGUGGGUGAAGCAGGAAAGAUCGUCAUCACGAUUAAUAACCAGACUUUUAAGAAGAAGAAGGUGAUCUACAGUUUCAAAACACAAGCAUGAGACUAUGUGCCUGAUGGUUAUUUUGUUACUGGGAGAAAAUCUUCAUUAAUUUAAUUGUGUGUUUGAUUUAUGUACUCUUUUGAAACCUCAAAAUUAAGGGGAGUGUCCUUUGUGAUGGUUUUGAUUUGUUUUGGUGAUGGGUUUUUUUUCUUUGUAAAUUAUUGUUAUAUAUACAAAUGUUUGGUUGC
Eruca vesicaria subsp. sativa (arugula) is the source of this 1601-nucleotide messenger RNA. The record is from the annotation of a GenBank genome assembly. NCBI's taxonomy places the organism in Eukaryota, Viridiplantae, Streptophyta, Magnoliopsida, Brassicales, Brassicaceae.